Macrobrachium nipponense is the source of this 1660-nucleotide messenger RNA. RefSeq names its product alcohol dehydrogenase class-3-like. Gene Ontology annotation, biological process: formaldehyde catabolic process. The record is from RefSeq and is a predicted model, not a curated record. Gene Ontology annotation, molecular function: S-(hydroxymethyl)glutathione dehydrogenase [NAD(P)+] activity; zinc ion binding. The coding region runs from base 139 to 1290 and encodes 383 amino acids. NCBI's taxonomy places the organism in Eukaryota, Metazoa, Arthropoda, Malacostraca, Decapoda, Palaemonidae. Gene Ontology annotation, cellular component: cytosol. The transcript is spliced from 8 exons.
GUCGGAGUCUGUAUUUAUAUUGACUCUGGGACAAGUGUUUGCACAGCGACACGAAAGCAACGCCCGAGUAGACGUCCUGACCAGCAACCUGCAGACCAGACCACCUUCCUGUCCUGAGGACGUCCACCAUCGCGAAUCAUGUCUAGCACUGAAGGAAAGGUUAUCAAGUGUAAGGCGGCAGUGGCUUGGGCCAAGGAUCAGCCGCUCUCCAUCGAAGAGAUAGAAGUGGAUCCUCCGAAAUCGAGGGAAGUUCGGGUCAAGAUCCGGGCAACAGGCGUUUGCCAUACCGACGUGAGCGGGAAAAGGGCCAUUCUGCCUUUCGUGCGAUUUCCAGCUGUUCUGGGACACGAGGCAGCUGGAGUUGUAGAGAGCGUUGGAUCAGCUGUCACCUCUUUUCAUGUCGGUGACCACGUCUUGACAAUUUUCCUGCCCCACUGUCAGCAGUGCCCUGCGUGCAAGUCCCCUGAUCAGAAUCUGUGCGAGAAGUUCAUGGUUCCUUCCGAAUCCGUCGGGUUACUGUUCGAUGGUACGACGAGGAUGAGGUGCAACGGGAAGACGCUCUACCACUUCUUGGGAACUUCCACUUACUCGGAAUACACAGUCGUUGACGAGAGUCAGGUGGUCAAGGUGAACAAAGCCGCCCCACUGGACAAGAUUUCUAUUCUGAGUUGCGGAGUGGCCACCGGUUACGGCAGUCCCAUCAAGAUCUGUAAGGUGAAGCCAGGCUCGACCUGCGCAGUCUUCGGUCUGGGCACCGUCGGUCUUGGCGCAGUCAUGGGAUGCAGAGUUCAGGGAGCCAAGCGAAUCUUUGGGAUUGACAUUAAUAAAGAUAAGGAGGAAAUAGCGAGAACAUUUGGAGUGACAGAUUUCCUCAACCCAAACGACCACCAGAAACCAAUCCACGAAGUCUUGAUAGAGGCAACCGGUGGAGGCUGUGACUUCACUUUCGAGUGCAUCGGGAUCCCGGAAGUUCUUCAGUCAGCUAUCAACGCCUGCAAAACUGGCGGUCAAAGUGCCAUAGUCGGCGUUCCAGCGGAAGGAAAAACUGUGACCUUUGACCCCUAUAAGCUGCUCUAUGGACGCGUCUGGACGGGAGGAUUCUACGGAGGAUUUAAACCCAAGAAUGACGUCCCAGGUCUCGUAGACGAUUAUAUGCAGAAGAAGAUCAUGCUGGACGAGUUCAUUUCGACAACAAUGCCCAUAGACGACGUCAACAAAUCUUUCGACUUGCUGCUCCAAGGGAAAAUCGUCAAGGCAGUUCUGUAUUUCAACUCUGGUGACUUCAAAUAAGGCGGGAAAAAGAUCAACAUAAGUCACCAGGGUCGUACCUACUUAUGGUCUUUAUCGUUACUGACAACUCGGGCUCGGAAACAAAUUCCGAUUCUAUACGUUGUUUACAAUGUGAGCAUCUUGGAGGCUGUGGGAUUAGUCGUCUUUUUCAUUGGAAUAAUUGUACACUAUCUGACAAUAUCGCAUUACAUUUCAGAACUGUCAUUUAUUACAAUAUCUAGAUCAUCAAUUCUCAAUUUUUUUUCCUUUUUUGCUAAAGUGUGUACGGUUGUGUGAUGUCAUUCAAUUAACUUCCGCGAUGUGUUUUGAGUUCUCGGCAAUUAUUGUGAUCGCGUCUGAGGGAAUUCAAUAAAUACUUUCUUUGCACAGG